AUGAAGUCCUUCGCCGCCGCCUCUUUGCUCGCCUUCGUCGCCGCCGCUACUGCGCGCCCCUUCUCCCUCUUCAAGCGUGAUGGACCCACAGACGUACAGGUCUUACAGUUCGCGCUCACGCUUGAGCACCUCGAGAAUACUUUCUAUAGCGGUGCUCUUCAGAAGUUCUCAGACGAUGACUUCACCAAGGCCGGCUUCGAGUCAUUCACCCGUGGUCGCUUCACGCAGAUCGCAGCGCACGAGGCCAGCCACGUCCAGUUCUUGUCAAGCGCCCUCGGCGAUGGGGCUACCAAGCCGUGCACCUACAACUUCCCGUACACGGACGUCAAGAGCUUUGUUGACUUGAGCGCUACUCUCGAGCAGGUUGGCUCUUCUGCGUACACCGGAGCAGCCAAGUACAUUUCAAACAAGGACUACUUGACUGCCGCGGCUACGGUCUUGUCGACUGAGUCGAGGCAUUCUGCCUGGGUUGAAUCGGCCGUUCGCCACGGGUCUGCGUGGGGUUCCGCGUACGAGACUCCGCUCGACUUGAACUCGGUCUACACGCUUGCGUCCCAGUUCAUCACGUCCUGCCCGAGCACGAACCCCACUCUCCCCGUCAAGGCCAACGGAAAGCUCACUACGACCGGCACCGGCGCUCCCGGCUCGCAGCUUACGCUUGCGUACGACGCAUCGUCGACCAACGGUACCCUCUACGCCUCUUUCCUCACCGGUCCCAGCGCGGUCGUUGUUCCGUUGAGCGGCUCGAAGACGGAGUUCACUGUUCCGUCACAGGGUCUGGCCGGCUACACUUACCUUGUCAUCACCACCGACAAGUCUGGUGUGGACGCUAACCAGACCGUUGCUGGUCCUGCCAUCAUCAAUAUCUCGCUCAACUCGCAGGGUCACUACGCGCAGGACCCUCUUUAA
Messenger RNA from Peniophora sp. CBMAI 1063, 909 nucleotides. The record is from the annotation of a GenBank genome assembly. NCBI's taxonomy places the organism in Eukaryota, Fungi, Basidiomycota, Agaricomycetes, Russulales, Peniophoraceae.